AUGAGUCAACCAAGAAAAUGGCCUGUCUCUCGCUUAGCGAUCCUGCUCAUUGUCAUCCUGAUAUUGGGGAUAGUAGCUUCAGUGAUACUAUUAAUUUUUGCUUUUCUCCCUAGUGAAAAUGAUCAUUACUUAAUUGGUGUUGGUCGAGCAGACUGCACUGGCCCUGUGGCUGAAGUACCACUUAUGGGCUAUGGCAGUCUAGAGCAAAGUGGUGCUGGUAUGGUCACCCGACAGCAUUGUAGGACAUUCAUCGUAGCAGAGCUUCAGAAUCACACCAAAAGAGUGGUGUUUAUUACUGCUGAGAUAGGGAUGAUAUCUCAAAGGCUUAGGCUAGAGGUAAUGAAACAAUUGAAGCAAAAAUAUGGAGAUUUGUAUAGACACGACAAUGUUAUAUUGAGUGGAACUCAUACUCAUUCAGGACCUGGAGGAUAUUUCCAAUACACGCUUUUUAUGAUCGCUGGUAGGGGAUUUAUUAGGCCAUCUCUUAAUGCCAUUGUCAAAGGGGUAAUAGAGAGUAUUGACAUAGCUCAUCAAAACAUGAAGGAAGGACACAUUUUCAUCAAUAAAGGUGUGCUACAGAAUAGCCAAAUCAACAGAAGCCCCUAUUCUUAUCUUCAAAAUCCAAAAUCCGAAAGAGACAGAUAUUCAUCAAACACAGACCAAGAAAUGGUGGUACUGAAGAUGACUGAUGUUGAAGGCCAAGACAUAGGGAUGUUUAGCUGGUUUGCAAUUCACCCUGUCAGCAUGAACAACUCCAACCAUCUUAUAAGCAGUGACAAUGUGGGCUACGCAGCUUAUCUCUUGGAACAGGAGAAGAAUAAAGGACCCUUAUCACAAAAGGGAUCAUACGUAGCCGCUUUUGGGGCAUCUAACCUGGGAGAUGUAUCUCCGAAUAUAAAGGGACCACAUUGCAUAAACACCGGGGAGUCCUGCGAAAACCUCAACAACUAUUGCACAAUUGGUGGGGCCAAGAUGUGCAUAGCUUCAGGUCCUGGGAAGGAUAUGUUUGAGAGCACAAAAAUAAUUGGAAGAAACCUCUACCUGAAAGCAAAGGAGUUGUCAACUACAGCCUCUGAAGAGAUAAAUGGUCCCCUCAGUUCCGCUCACCAGUGGGUGGACAUGUCAAACACUACUGUACAGCUCAAUGCUACCCAUUCGGCUAAAACAUGUAAACCAGCCUUGGGGUACAGCUUUGCUGCCGGUACUAUGGAUGGACCAGGAAUGUUUAAUUUCACACAAGGGGCAAUACACGGUGAUUCGUUCUGGGACGCAGUCCGGGAUGGAUUGCUUACUAAACCAUCCAGAGAAACAGAAGAAUGUCAGAAACCUAAGCCUAUCCUGAUUCCUACAGGAGAGUUGACAAAGCCUUACCCAUGGCAUCCAGAAAUUAUUGAUGUUCAAAUUGUUACCAUUGGAUCGUUGGCGAUAGUGGCUCUUCCAGGAGAGUUUACGACAAUGGCCGGACGGAGAACCCGUGAAGCUGUUAAAAGUGAAUUCGAAGCUCAGGGGAAAGCAGGAAUGCAUAUUUUACUGGCAGGCGUAUGCAAUGUUUAUACCCAUUAUAUAGCAACUUUUGAAGAAUAUCAGAUUCAGCGGUAUGAGGGAGCGUCCACUCUUUUUGGCCCGCACACUCUGUCUGCUUAUAUCCAGUCGUUCAGAGAACUAGUCAAGGCUGUGGUCAAGGGUACCAAUCAGGACAUACCAAAACUUCCAGAGCCUGACAUUUUCAACAUAAGCAUCUCAGACUUUUUGUUUCCUGUUAUGGAUACAAAACCCCUUGGUCGUAAAUAUGGAGAUGUACUGCAAGACGUGAAGCCAACAUAUAGGGUGGGAGAAGUUGCUAGAGCACAGUUUGUUGGCGCAAAUCCCAGGAAUUCUGUGGAAAACACAACCAGUUUCACUUUCCUUACAGUAGAGAAAUAUGACAACAUUUCAGGCCAUUGGCAAAUCGAGUAUGAUGAUGCCUCAUGGGACACCAGGUUCAUCUGGAAUAAAGGCAGCUGGGGGCGCAGCACAGCUAUAGUAGAAUGGCACAUCCCAAAUAACACUGAACCAGGAACCUACAGACUAGGAUAUUUUGGUCACCACAAGGAAUUUCUGAGCUCUAUUCGUGCUUUCAGUGGCAGAUCUUCAACGUUUGAACUUUCAGACUUGGAAUUUGUGGAAUUGUAG
This is a messenger RNA of Euleptes europaea (tarantolino), 2172 nucleotides long. It is a transcript of the gene ASAH2, whose product is annotated as N-acylsphingosine amidohydrolase 2. Bases 1 to 2172 code for a protein of 723 amino acids. Gene Ontology annotation, cellular component: extracellular region. NCBI's taxonomy places the organism in Eukaryota, Metazoa, Chordata, Lepidosauria, Squamata, Sphaerodactylidae. The record is from RefSeq and is a predicted model, not a curated record. The transcript is spliced from 20 exons. Gene Ontology annotation, molecular function: N-acylsphingosine amidohydrolase activity. Gene Ontology annotation, biological process: long-chain fatty acid biosynthetic process; sphingosine biosynthetic process; ceramide catabolic process.